Diversispora eburnea is the source of this 501-nucleotide messenger RNA. Lineage: Eukaryota; Fungi; Glomeromycota; Glomeromycetes; Diversisporales; Diversisporaceae. The record is from the annotation of a GenBank genome assembly.
AUGUUGCCAAAAAAAUUAAAACCUAGAUUUAAAAGUCAUGGAUUGCCUAUUAAAAUUAAUAAUGAAUUGUUGGCCAAACAAAUAAAGAAGUUAAGAGUAUCGAAUAAUUCUUCGAACAAUGAUUCGAAUAAUGCUGCCGCUCCAUCAAAUAAAAUUAAUGAUUCAUGGCAAACAUUAUCUAAUGCUAGAGAUAAUAAAAAUGAUAUAACUGAAUAUUACAAUGACAGAAAGUUCUACAAUGGCAACAAAAAAUUCAAAAAAUCUUCUUUGAAAAACAAUAAUAUACCACCGAAAACAAAUGCAAAUUCAAAUAAAUCGAAAAAGACAGGAAAAUCGGUUAAAUUUAGUUUGCCAGAUGAAUCACAAUCUAAUGAAGGAGCAAAGCUUUUAAUGAGAAAGUCAAAGACAAUGUCCGCGUUGAAUGUUGAUGACACAGCAGCUUUAAGUCUCGUCAAGGCGGAUCCAGUUCCUGGACGAUGUAAUAAUCUUGUUAAAUUGUAG